Molecule: messenger RNA, 444 nt
Organism: Vicia villosa (hairy vetch)
Lineage: Eukaryota; Viridiplantae; Streptophyta; Magnoliopsida; Fabales; Fabaceae
Exons: 3
Coding region: 1-444 (147 amino acids)
Biological process (GO): regulation of gene expression
Cellular component (GO): peroxisome
Source: RefSeq, a predicted model, not a curated record
AUGGUCAAAAAUAAGAUUCCAUGCAAGGUUGAAAUCUAUCGCAUAUCAAAAUCCAUCCAUUCGGCUCUUGCUAAGGAAAGUAUUUUUGGAUCUCUGGAGUUUUUGUGUCAUGGGGAUACUGUGAAGUUGAGACACACCACCUCUCGGAAGAAGGUGACAACAAGGGCACUUGAUUUGUUUGAUUAUUCAGGGAAGGGUAAAGAUGCUAAUAAAGCAGCUUUGGUCAACUUAAUGAUGUGGGGUAUUAAACACCCCCCACCAUCAACUGUUUUAAUAAUUUCACAAGACCGACACAUGGCUUAUGUUAUGGAUAGAUUGAGUACAACAAUGAAAUUCAAUGUAGUAUUUGCUUGUGAAGACCCUCUCGAUGCUUCCACUGAAGAUUUAGCCCAUGCACCUUCCAAUACUAAACUCAAAACCGGUUUGCCGCCGGCGCCACCAUGA